UGUCUAGUGAGCAUUUGUCUAGUGAGCAUUUGUCUGGUGAGCAUUUGUCUGGUGAGCAUUUGUCUAGUGAGCAUUUGUCUGGUGAGCAUUUGUCUGGUAAGAAUUUGUCUGGUGAGCAAUUUUUCGGUGAGCAUUUGUCUGGUGAGCAUUUGUCUGGUGAGCAUUUGUCUGGUGAGCAAUUGUCUGGUGAGCAUUUGUCUGGUGAGCAUUUGUCUGGUGAGAAUUUGUCUGGUGAGAAUUUGUCUGGUGAGCAAUUGUCUGGUGAGAAUUUGUCUGGUGAGCAAUUGUUCCUUGAGCAUUUGUGUAGUGAACAUUUGUCUCGUGAGUAAUUGU
Lottia gigantea (owl limpet) is the source of this 333-nucleotide messenger RNA. RefSeq lists its product as hypothetical. The record is from RefSeq and is a predicted model, not a curated record. The transcript has a single exon. NCBI's taxonomy places the organism in Eukaryota, Metazoa, Mollusca, Gastropoda, Lottiidae. The annotation marks the transcript as partial.